Molecule: messenger RNA, 846 nt
Organism: Arabidopsis thaliana (thale cress)
Lineage: Eukaryota; Viridiplantae; Streptophyta; Magnoliopsida; Brassicales; Brassicaceae
Product: hemolysin-III integral membrane-like protein
Exons: 4
Coding region: 480-623 (47 amino acids)
Source: RefSeq, marked reviewed
CAAAGUAAACCGAACCGAGAUCAAUUUGAAUUUCAAAACCAAUGUAAACCCAUCGCUGUGAAAACAAAAAGCUCGGCCACUGUAACAACAAAAAUGGAGACGACACAACUUGGAAAAGAAAUCAACUCGAAAUAGCCAAGAGAAUGUUCGAAAACCCUCUCAAAUCCGAUGCUUCCUUUGAUUCCAACCUCCAAAAGCCCAUCUGCUCAAAUCUUCAUUUCGAGGACGAGGACUCGAGGAGUAUUACAAGGAACAAAGGAUAGUGAAAGCUGAAGAGUGGGCAGAGUUUUUUUUUGACUAAGUGGCCUCUGUUUUUGAUUCUUCAGUGGUCAAUUUUGUGAUGGGAUUUGAUUGAAAUUGGAGAAUGAUUUCAUGAAAUCUCUUCGGGCUGAGCGAGAGAGAUGCAGCGCGUAGCAGCUUUAAACGUGUUAGGAAGGUCUGUGAAUAGUCUAAAAUCUACAUCAAAUGAGUGAAGGGAAAUGGGCAGCAACACAUGUGGUGAAUGCGGAGAAAGGGCAGUCAGUAAUGAGGCAGAAAGGAGCAUUAUCCAAGAUAUUGUUACAGCAGUGAUUGUGAGUCGAAGAGAAGAUAUAUAUUUGACAGGUAUCCAUAUUUUGUUCUAGCCUAAGAAGGAUUCAUAAUCUGGAAAUCAUACUAUUAGUAGUUUAUUUUGGAGAGAUGCCCCCACGAGUUAGGAGAUUUCAAUAGAUUAGAUUAGAUUCCUCCAAAGGUGUUGUUGUUCAACGACGUCACUUGGGCUUAAGAUCCCCAUUGCAUUGUAUCUAUCUGCUUACAUCUGUACUUGAGACUCAGCCUAAUACUAUUACCAAGUCCAGUGCAUUUUAU